AUGGGUCACCAAUCCAAACACAACGGAUCGAACAACUCCUACAGUUCUUCUUCACACAAGAAAUCACAAGGAGGCGGCAUGCUUGGCCCCUUCAUUUAUGACACGAGAUCUGUCCCGGAAAUGCAGUACCAGUGCGCUCCAGUGUCGACUGACCAGCGACGCCAAGAGAUGAGGUACCGUCUUGAUACCUUCGACCAACAAUUCAACGCGCAGGCUGGUCAGGCCAUGUACCAACAGUCGUAUUCUGGUACUCCAAGAUGA
Diaporthe citri is the source of this 261-nucleotide messenger RNA. RefSeq lists its product as uncharacterized. The record is from RefSeq and is a predicted model, not a curated record. Bases 1 to 261 code for a protein of 86 amino acids. Lineage: Eukaryota; Fungi; Ascomycota; Sordariomycetes; Diaporthales; Diaporthaceae. The transcript has 2 exons.